AAACAGAUAUCGAAACGGAAGAAAAAAAAAAGACAACAAAGAGUGGUAACAUGAUACUCAUAGACGUGAGGAGAACUAAAAGACUCUCCAUUGACCAUUUCCUUUUCCCUCUUCACAAUCCAUCCAAUUUCCUUUACACAAACAUAACUACUUUUUUUUCCUUCUUUUUCUCUCUUCCACUUCUCUCCCCACUCUCUUCUCCGUAGCAAUUUUCUAUGAUGAACAAACAAACAAACAAACAAAACAACAACAAUACAAUAAUUUCCAUCUAACAUGCCGUCUUUCCUUUGAUUUUCUUAAAUGUUCUUACAAUGUAUCGCAGGACGCUGACUAUAAACUGGGAUGGUCUCGGAGAAGACGAUGACGAUGAUCACUUCUUCGAGUCCCACGACCGCCUUUCCACGGUUGUUCCCCAAGACUUGGUGUCCUCGGGGUCAGAUGAUGAGGUCGAAUUUGAGGAUAGUAGACGUUCCUUCUCGGCCUCACUUUCUAUCAAGAAUACUUUCCGAGACUUAGAGAUGGGGACAGCGAAAACAAAAACGGUCUCCAUCUCCAAUCCUUCUCCGUCUCCACUUCCUCCUAUUGUCAUGGAAGACUACGGCAUGUGGAUGGCUGAACCAGGAGAUGUUAAAGAGCGUCGAAAACGCUUACUCCAGGGAAUGGGGUUGACAAGUAGUAAGGAACUCCUCAAGCUAACAAGUGCUAAAGUUGUGAGAGCCAUUUCAAGAAAAGUUGAUGCAUGUCAAGAUUCUUCCAUACCAAAAGUUGAGAUUAGUUCUUCCAAGGAAGAGCUAAUUAAACAAGAGGAAGAACAAGAACAGGAGCCAGAGGCUUCGAAUUCGCCACCAAUUUUGCUGCUCAGGUCGAGAUCAGACGGUGACAUAGAGUUUUUCUCUGUAAAUACCAAGAAAAGGAAAGAACAGUUACUCGGAGACGUUUCUAAACAACGUCUUACCAGGACAUUUUCAGGAGUUUUAGGACCAGCUACAAGAAUAUGCCAGUAUACAAAUUCUGCUGCUGUAAUGGUGCCGCAUAAAAAGGGAACAUGUAAAUCUACAUCACCACAAAAUGGAGGUGAAACACCAUCAUCCACAUUGCCAAAUGGAAAUGCUGAUUCGGGAUUUGCUUCGUUUUUCCUGAUAAAAAAUCUGGACACUGGAAAUGAAUUCAUUGUUAAAGAGUCCAAUGAAGAGGGAAUGUGGAAUAAGCUCAGUGAUCUACAAACAGGGAAGCAACUUUCCAUGGAGGAAUUUGAGAAAUCUGUGGGAUACUCACCUGUUGUUAAGGAACUGAUGCGCCGUGCAAAUGUUUCAACAAAUGAUGAAAGAAAACUUAACGUAAAUGCGUAUCUCAGCAAGAGUUUCAGAUAUAGCAAGAAAACAGGAGUUGCUCUAUUGAAGAACAUAAAAGGAGUUGCAAAUAGUAUGAGCAUGUCAAAAGUUGAUAAAGAAAUUGAGAUACCUGCACUAGUGGAACAGAAACAGAAACAGAAUUCCUCCCAAUGGAUUAAAGCGCGGCAGCAAGGAAAGAUUCACAAAGAAUUCACAGCGUUGCAAUUGUGUCAGGAAAUUCAAGCUCAUGAAGGCUCCAUAUGGACCAUAAGAUUCACCGCGGAUGGUCGGUAUCUAGCAACUGCAGGGGAAGACAGGGUGAUUCAUGUAUGGGAAGUGCAAGAAUGUGAUGUUAUGUCUACAAAACAAUCCGAUGAUCCGAAUUCUGUCAGUGACACACCAAUGGCUGGUAGUAAUUCGGAUCGUCCACCUCUGCCAGUUAUGACUAAUAUGCAAUCAGAAAGAAGGAAAAAGGGGAAGACUUCUAAUAAGAAGAAGGGAAAUUCACUUCCAGAGUAUGUAAAUGUACCUGAAAUUGUAUUUGCUCUCUCAGACAAACCAGUAUGCACUUUCAGUGGUCAUCAAGAUGAUGUCCUGGACCUAUCUUGGUCAAGUUCUCAGCAACUCCUUUCAUCCUCAAUGGACAAGACAGUCAGGCUAUGGGAUAUCGAGACUCAGAGCUGCUUAAAAAUGUUUGCACACAACGAUUAUGUGACCUGCAUACACUUCAAUCCAGUAGAUGACGACCACUUUAUCAGCGGUUCACUGGAUGGAAAAGUUCGAAUUUGGAAUGUAUCUGAUCGGAAAGUUGUGGACUGGACAGAUCUUCAUGAAAUGGUUACUGCUACUUGCUACUCUCCUGAUGGCGAGGGUGCUUUAAUUGGCUCACAUAAAGGGAGCUGUCGCAUGUACAGUACCUCUGAAUGCAAGCUGGAACAAAAGGACAGCUUUGAACUCGAACCCAAAAAGAAGUCCCUAGCCAAAAAAGUCACUGGUUUUCAGUUUGGUCCAGGGAAUCCAGCAGAAGUGCUUAUAACUUCAGCUGAUUCUCGUGUCAGAAUUUUUGAUGGAUCGGAAAUGACCCAUAAAUUUAAAGGUUUACGGAAUACAAGCAGCCAAAUUUCAGCUACAUUUAGUCAAGAUGGGAAGUAU
Solanum stenotomum is the source of this 2483-nucleotide messenger RNA. RefSeq lists its product as uncharacterized. NCBI's taxonomy places the organism in Eukaryota, Viridiplantae, Streptophyta, Magnoliopsida, Solanales, Solanaceae. The record is from RefSeq and is a predicted model, not a curated record. The annotation marks the transcript as partial. Gene Ontology annotation, molecular function: protein binding. The transcript has 7 exons.